AGAAGUUUACACUUUAGGCCUGUCCAAUGCGCGCCGCUGUGUAUGCUGAGCCAUUGCGUGCCUGCCCCCUUUCACAAUUAAAGUUCCCCUUGAAGAGGCUCGCAUUCAGUUGUACCUCCAGCCAGCGCACCACCAAGUUAUCAGCAAGGAUGGUGAUGGCUUCCCUGGAACAGGCGGCAAAUUUGUACCCCAUACCGCCUGGCUUGGCCAUUGACUACGGCACUGCUGGCUUCCGCGCGGAGGCGUCCACCCUGCCCUCCACCGUGUUCCGCACCGGGGUGCUGGCGGCGCUGCGCUCACGGCAGACGGGCGCAGUCACAGGCCUCGUCAUCACGGCCAGCCACAACCCGGAGGGAGACAACGGAAUCAAGGUAGCAGAUCCUAAUGGCGGCAUGCUGCUGCGGGACUGGGAGGCGGCCGCCACCGCGCUCGCCAACGCCCCCACCUCAGAAGCUCUUGCCGAGGCGGUGCAGCAGCUGGCUGUGCGGGAGGGCAUCCCUGCGCAGGCCCCCUCCGGCACUGUCCUCCUGGCUCGCGACACGCGGCCCAGCGGCCCCGCGCUGGCGCACGCUGCCACACAGGGCAUCGCUGCAGUGGGUGCAACGGUAGAGGACCGCGGAGUGCUGACGACGCCGCAGCUGCACUGGAUGGUGCGCGCCACCAACCGCGCGGAGGCCGCAACGGAGCAGGACUACUUCCGCACUUUGGCUGCGGGCUUCAGGGAGCUCCUCCUGUUGGCAGGCGCUGGCCGGCCCCCUUUGGCCCCCCUCCUGGUGGACGGCGCCAACGGCGUGGGUGCAGCCAAAGUGGAGCGGCUGGGGGCGCUGCUGGCUGACACGGGGCUGGCCUUCCGCGUGCGCAACAGCGGGCAGCCGGGGGAGGGCCGCCUCAACGCGGGCUGCGGGGCCGACUUCGUGCAGAAGGAGCAGGCGCCACCUGCGGGGGUGACUCUGGACGAGUUGCGCGCGGGGCGGGGGGCCAGCCUGGACGGCGAUGCGGACCGGGUGGUGUUCUACCACUGCGACGAGGAGGGGGGCUUCAAGCUGCUGGACGGAGACAAGAUCGCCGUGCUGGCAGCGGGGUUUGUGAACGAGCAGCUGCAGGCAUUGGGAGACGAGGGGCGGCGCUGGCGUGUGGGCGUGGUGCAGACCGCGUACGCAAACGGGGCGGCCACGGAUUACCUCCGCAACGGGCUGCAGCUCGAGGUGGCACGCACGGCGACGGGCGUCAAGUACUUGCACGAGGUGGCAGUGCAGUUCGACGUGGGCAUCUACUUCGAGGCCAACGGGCAUGGCACCGUGCUCCUCAGCGCCGCCCUCCUGGAGUGGCUGCACCAGCAGUCCAAGCUGGAAGGGGCCCCUGAGCGCCACACGGCGGUGCGACGUUUGCUGGCACUGGCUGGCACUGUGAACCAGGCGGUGGGCGACGCGCUGAGCGGGCUGCUGUUGGUGGAGGCGGUGCUGGCGUCACGGCGGUGGAGCACCGCGGACUGGGACGCGCUCUACACCGACCUGCCCAGCCGCCAGCUCAAGGUGACGGUUCACGAUCGCUCCGUCAUUACCACCUCACACGCGGAGACGCGCGCAGUGACCCCGGCUGGCCUGCAGGACGCGAUCGACGCGUGCGUGGCCGGAGUGUCGCAAGGGCGGGCCUUUGUGCGGCCGUCGGGCACCGAGAACGUAGUGCGAGUGUACGCCGAGGCAGCGAUGCGGGAGCAGGCGGCCAGCUUGGCGAACGAGGUGGCGCGCAUCGUGCAUCGACUGGCGGGAGGGCUGGGAACGUCACCCUGAGGCCUUGAGAAGAGACGGCUCGGGUCACCAGAGACCUUUGGGUCUGGCUGCAGAACACACAUCGGUCAUGCACAUGGCAAGCGCAGCUGAUCGGCACUCAAGAAAUGAUGGACUACCGGGCCUUUAAUUGUGCGAGAUACCUUCUUCCUUCGCGUAAUCACAGUGGCUUCUCUUACCCCUCCACAAGCUCAUCAUUGAUCGUGUCUGGCUUUUGUCUGUUUACAGUUGAUUUCCUAUUUGCAGCAAGUAAUCCUGUCAGCAUGGCCAAAAUUUUGAAUGGAAGGACAACAUCGCUACUAGUUAGAACAAGGCGAUUCUGGCUUGAAGCUAAUGACUAGUCCGGACCUUUUUCAUGUAGACCUUAUCACUUGGUCAGUUGUUCUCUUGAACAAUCAUUCAAGCGCUUUGAAAUUGC
Klebsormidium nitens is the source of this 2205-nucleotide messenger RNA. The record is from the annotation of a GenBank genome assembly. NCBI's taxonomy places the organism in Eukaryota, Viridiplantae, Streptophyta, Klebsormidiophyceae, Klebsormidiales, Klebsormidiaceae.